This is a messenger RNA of Malaclemys terrapin pileata, 3227 nucleotides long. RefSeq names its product CKLF like MARVEL transmembrane domain containing 7 (gene CMTM7). Lineage: Eukaryota; Metazoa; Chordata; Testudines; Emydidae. The record is from RefSeq and is a predicted model, not a curated record. Gene Ontology annotation, cellular component: membrane. The transcript has 5 exons. Bases 144 to 662 code for a protein of 172 amino acids.
GGCUGAAGGGCGGGGCGCGCUGCUCUGCCUCCUGCCCGGGGGCCGGGCCGGGCCGCCUGCCCCGCCCUCUGCGGGGUGACCAGCCCCGGAGCCAGCCGCCAGGAGGAAGGAGCCGUCGCCGCUUGAGCGCGGAGCGGGGCGCGAUGUCUCACGGGGCCCGGGUGAUCCGGACGGGCUCCAGCAGCGGGGGCCCCGGCAGCUCCUCCUGCCCGCCGCCCCCGGGGCCGGAGCCCGGGCUGCUGGACGGCGGCUACGCCCGCUCCUGCUCGGCGAUACUGAAGGUCGCCCAGAUGAUAUCACUGCUGAUUGGAUUCAUCUGUGUAAAGAAUUCACCAUGGACAAAUUACAGUGCAUCCAUCUACUUUGAAAUUGUCACCAUGUGUGACUUGAUUAUGAUUCUUGUCUUUUAUUUUGUCUACCUUUUCAGAGCGUACAGAAUGCUCACCUGUAUUAGUUGGCCACUUGCGGAAUUUCUCCAUUAUUUAAUUGGUACGCUCCUGCUUCUCAUUGCCUCUAUUGUGGCAACGUCAAAAAGCUAUAGUUCAGCAGGACUCAUAGCUGGAGCGACGUUUGGUUUCUUAGCUACAUUCCUUUGCGCUUUGAGCAUAUGGUUAUCCUACAAGAUCUCAUGUAUUACUCAGUCAACAGAUGCAGCUGUAUGACUGUUUGGCCACUGCAAGAUGUCUGUGCCUUUCUAAAAGGGAUAUCAAAGAAGAGGGUCCACCAUGUGCCAUGAGGAGAGAGUUGACAUUCGUGUUAUUGGAUUAUAUCCAGUAGAUUUGAAGAUUUACUUGAACAUCUUAUGCAAGGAGAGAAACAACCAAUGUUGGAACCAAAGAAGUUGGUGUCAAAACAGUUUGAUGGAGAAAUUGUUUUUUCUGAGCUUUAGAGAAGUGCUCUUUCUGGCUCGUGAGCUGGUCUGUGGCUCCCAGUUACAUGCAAUGAGAAUAUUCAAACCUCCUUUGGAGAGUUGUUUAAUUAGGAUCUGUAUAAUUUUAAAGAUGGAAAGAUUAAUUCUGAUUUCCUCCAUGCAUUUGCAGAAGGGAAAUUCUGCAAAUUCACCUCUGCAAAUUAAUCUUGAAGGAUAAUUCCUUUAACAAACCAACUCUUGCACACCAGUCUUUGCCUGGGAAACCUGCCUUAAAUUCUCUUUUACUUUCUCUUUCGUUGUCAUUGAUAUUUUUACAUCUGUUUGGCCAGCAUCAGAAAAUACUUUUGCAGGAACUAUGUCUUGGACAACUCACUGUGAAUGCUCCCUUCUAACCGCAAAUGUAAACUGAAUUUUCUAGAUGCCAAAAUAAUUCUGUUCCUACAUUUUUUAAUAUACAGUCUUUUAUAACCCCCCAGAAAACUCUUUUCUCUGUACUGUACAAUAGGUAUGGAAGAACAUAUGCCUAGUGGUGCACUAGGUUUGUUGCUUUCCUCCUCAUAUAUAUGUAUUUGCAUAUUUCCAUUCUCCCUUCCACAGAAAUAACCCAUGGAGAGGGAAACUGAGUUUCCCAGAAAUUAUUCUCUCGGUGGGAGGGAGAAGGGGGGGAGGGAGAGUGUGCGUGAGUGCCUGCGUGCAUUUCCCCUAGAGUAGAACCAUCUGGCUCCUCCUACUUAACCUACAAUCUGUAUGGAUGCCCCUUAUCUCUGCUCUGUUAGAGCUGUUCUUUCAGGGACACUGUGUCUAGUGUGGUUGUUUCUGGAUUCCUCCUAAAGUGGGGUUUCAGAGCAGGAAGAGGGAAACAGUGCCAGUUAAUGCAACCUAAUUCUGCACUUACCUUUUUCUGUCCCCCUCUGCAGUUCUGGAGAGGAGCAAAUCCAGAGCUCCCCCGCCCUGCCCUUUUCCUAAUUUAUCUCCCCAGAGCCAGAAAUUCCCAGAGCACUUUUCAAGAAAAGGGGAAGUGUGGCAGAGCUCUCCUCUUCCUGAGUUUGUAAAUGAAAUUGUGACUGACCUAAUUUUGAUAUUUGUAUUAGAAAAUUAUUGCAGUGUAAACCUGGCUCAUGAAACAGCCAGGGGUAAAUGUGCCUUAAAUGUUACAGAUUUUUAACAACAUCCUACUCUGGCCUGCCUUUGUGCCUUACUGCUGUGUCUGGUAUUUGUUCUGUUCACUGCAGAUAGGAUGUCUUUUUUUAAUUGUGUGAAUUUAGUGCUCAGGAAUAGUUCUGCCACUCAGGAGAACAUAGUCCCCUAUUUAUCUACAGCCCACAGGUAGUAAGGGUGCAUGCUUCCUUGCUGUGCCCUGCCAGUACACCUCAGCCAGGACUGGGCACGUCUGAGAAGAGUUCAUUCUCUGUGCCUGCUCUGCUGAAAAUGCCAACACCAGGGCCGAUGCUAUGUGUGAUCAUACUCACUCACUGACUAAGCCCCCCUGCGUAAUUUUACUUUCGGUGGCUGGUCACUGAUCAUGAUUUGGAUUAGGGCCCUAGAGGUUUAAGGACAGAUUUCUUCCAGGCCCAGAAGAUGAGUACACCUCUACCCCGAUAACACGAAUUCAGAUAUAACGCAGUAAAGCAGCGCUCCGGGGGGGCGGGGCUGCGCACUCCAGCAGAUCAAAGCAAGUUCGAUAUAACGCGGUUUCACCUAUAACGUGGUAAGAUUUUUUUUUUUUUUUUUUUUUGGGCUCCCAAGGACCGCGUUAUAUCGGGGUAGAGGUGUAUGUAAUAGUAGUGAUAUACUACUUCUCUUCCCCUCCUGUGAAGGGAAUGCUCACUCAGUUACUAUGACAUUCCCCAGGCCCUCUCCCCUACCCAGCCACGUGGAAAUGGACUUCUGACACGGCAAAGCCAACUACACACUGUCCUACAUAGGCAGCUUCCACAUCCUCACUGACUAUAGUAGCCAGGCAGAAUAGCCUGUAGACAGGCAGCGAUUAGCCGAGAAUUCUAACAAGAAGCUGAGAUCUCUUAGAACAAAGCUGGUUCCCACAGCUCUCAGUCCAUCCAUCUUUCCUAGGCAGCUUUCUUCCAUACUGGAAUCGUGUCUCUGACCCCUGUGCUGCAUUGCCAUUGGUGUCCCCCUCCCCUCCAGACACCUCCCCCUGCCACUAGGUUGAAAAUAUCCCCAACUAGGAGUUCAGUGCCCCCUAAAGGCCAUAGCAUUUCUGGAUAUCAUUCUGUGAUGGCUUGAAAUGUGUUUUCUGGAGAACUAAUGGAAACUCCCCCUUUGGCUUGCAUCUGUAUGCAGAACAAAAUGCUGUGAAUUUGCUAUAUAAUAUUGAAUACACGUGUUUAAAAAUGAA